AUGGAUAAUAUAGAUUUGGAAUUCGGCCCACUUAGAAAGUCGACUCAAAAGAUAGAUUCUGACAAGAUAUUACAAAAUUUAACAAAUGAUCCUGCUCAGAAUAAUAUUCUAAAGAGCAUACCGCUCAUACCAAUUAGAAGAAACUCACAGAGCAAUCAAGAUGAAGAAAUAGUUAAGCCGUUGAUGAAAAAUACAUCAGAUAAGAGAAAGGGAAUCGAAGAUCUAGAUACACAUGAAACGUUAAAGAAGAUAAAAUUAUUUAAUACAAAACAAAAUACUCAUGAAACUAUCGAUGAAGAUAUUCAAUUUAACGAUUUUAAAAAGUUAUUAUUAAGUAAAUUAAACCAUAAAAAGUUGUCGGAAAAUGAACCUUUCAAAGAACCUUUCAAGUUUCUGAAAAAUAUUAGGUUGGAACUUGAUAGAAUUCUUAAACAGGCAAUUAUACAGAAGGAAUCGCACUCUUGUAUCAUGAUAGGACAAAGAAACAGUUACAAAUCUUUUUUGCUUAAUGGAGAAAUAAAUGAAUUAUAUAAAAAUUAUAAAGAUCAGUUUAUAACAAUUCGUUUAAAUGGGUUUAUUCAUACAGAAAAGGAUGCGAUCAAGAGUUUAGCAAUCCAACUGGAAAAACAAUUAGCAACUAUUCAUAAUACAUACCGUGAUGACUUAAGCACAGAUUCGAUUAGUGAUGGUUCAUUAACGGAAGUUUUUGAGAAAAUUCUGAGAAUUCUAGAUACUUCUACCAAUAUGAAUGACAACGCAAGUAUGAAUAAAUCAAAGAUUACUGUCUUAUUUAUCUUUGAUGAAAUUGAUACAUUCGCUGGCCCAGUUAGACAAACUUUACUUUAUAACUUAUUUGAUAUGGUAGAACACUCAAGAAUCCCUGUUUGCAUAAUAGGCACAACUACUAAACUAAAUGUAAUAGAAACACUUGAGAAAAGAGUUAAAUCGAGAUUUUCUCAAAGAUUAAUAUAUAUGCCACAGAUAGAAAAUGCUAAUGAAUUCAGUGACAUUUCAAAGGAACUUCUGGAAAUUAAGUUCAAAGAUAGUGAUACUAGAGAUGGAAUUUUUGUCCAAAAUUGGAAUAAAUUCAUUAAUGAGCAACUGUCAUCUUUUGAUUCUCCCUUAUCUAAGUAUGUAAAAGAGAAUUACGAAACUUUCAAUUCAAUUGUUUACUUUAAAACAUCACUAAUUCCAUUAGUGCAAUCUGCUAAGUCAUAUGAUGAGUUACAAAAUUCAUUCACGGUAUUCGAAAAGUUAAAAAGCUAUUCAAAAAACCAAUUAGCAGAUUCAUAUCCCGCUAAAGUUAAAUCAUUAUCGGACUUAGAGUUGGCAAUUCUUCUUGCAUCAACAAGAGUCAGCGAAAAGUCUAGAGAUUCGUUUUCAAAUUUUAAUCUUACAUAUGCUGAGUUCACAGAAAUGAUUAAAGGGUUGAAUGCUAAAAUACCCACAUUGGCUCCAGAAUCACCUGUAAAAGCAACCAAUGACAAAAGUAAACCACAAAAAGUAAUAAAUUUUGAUAAUACUAUCAAGAUUUGGAGUAAGAAAGAUGUUAAAAAUGUAUGGGAAUCUUUGAUUACAUUGGAUCUUUUGACAGAAAAAGGUGACAUUGGAAUGCGAGAAACAGCAAUGGCUGCUUUUUAUGCCAGUAAUUAUCAAUUUCAUGGUACAAAGAUCACUUUUGAUUUGAGACAAUACCAACCUCAGAUUACUUUACAAGAACUAAGAUCAAUUGUGCCUAAAUCCUCCAUGUAUUAUUCCUGGACAGCGCUAUAA
Molecule: messenger RNA, 1773 nt
Organism: Tetrapisispora phaffii CBS 4417
Lineage: Eukaryota; Fungi; Ascomycota; Saccharomycetes; Saccharomycetales; Saccharomycetaceae
Gene: ORC4
Product: origin recognition complex subunit 4
Exons: 1
Coding region: 1-1773 (590 amino acids)
Biological process (GO): DNA replication initiation; DNA replication
Cellular component (GO): nucleus; nuclear origin of replication recognition complex
Molecular function (GO): DNA replication origin binding
Source: RefSeq, a predicted model, not a curated record